Messenger RNA from Fusarium tjaetaba, 864 nucleotides. RefSeq lists its product as uncharacterized. The record is from RefSeq and is a predicted model, not a curated record. Bases 1 to 864 code for a protein of 287 amino acids. The transcript is spliced from 2 exons. Lineage: Eukaryota; Fungi; Ascomycota; Sordariomycetes; Hypocreales; Nectriaceae.
AUGCUCUCUAUACCAGUAUUCGUUCUAAUAGUGUUAAUACUCGCGAAUCACGCAUAUUGCAAGACUAAAUUCCUUCGACCUCCACAAUACAACGAGACUACCAGCGACCACGAUUAUGGAAAUAAUCCACGGUUUGCUGUCGGUUAUCCGAUCAAGCUCCUUUGGGAAACAGAUGCUGAGCCAGUCGAGCUUUCCUUGUUGCAAUUCAGUGAGCGUGGUGGCGGGAUGAAGUCACUGGAUGCUUCUCUCACCGAGUGGAAAGCUGAGCGAGAUGUCUUUGAGGUCACCGAUGGCAAUGAUGACUCGGUGUACUGUUUUUACUUACGCGAUUCGAAACAAGAUGUGGUUACGUCACAAUAUUUUAAUGUAACUGCCUUGAAAGCCGACGGUACCAACACCGCUUUCAAGCGAGAGACUGCCAUUUUAACAUCAACUACGCUCUCUCUACAAACGGAAGUCUCCAUAACAGAGCCAAUUUCGACCUCUACGUCUACAGAUCAGCCUGUGCGCUCAGAAAACUCUUCAGAAUCGGGGAUGUCCAAGGGUGAGAUUGCAGGCGCAGCUUGUGGUGGAAUAAUUGGCGGUCUCUUGCUUUUUGGUCUUAUCGGAUGGUUGGGUUGGAGACGGCUAGCAAGGAACAAAAAGCAUGCGGAUAUCCCGCUGGUCUCCCAAAACUACGGCUUUCAGCCGAAACCUGAGCUGCCUGCAGACGCCGAGGUGCAGGAUAUGUCACCGAUGUCACAAAAUCAACCAUCAGAGCUCGAUGGCUGUGAGCUGAAAUCUGAGCUGGCUGGAGACACCCAGGUUCAGAAAAAUCCUUUAGGUUAUGCUAGAAGUCCUGGGGGUUUAAACGAAGCACCUUAA